AUGAUGCUUCGUUCUAAUUUUGGCUCAUUUACAGCGAGUCAAUGGACUUGGCUAUUUCGUCAAGUUUCUACAUUCGGUGGGUCAGGUUUAACAUCAGAAAAAUUUAUGAAAAAUUCACAAAAUGAACCGGUACUUACAUAUCAGAAGGGUAGUACAGAAAGGAUGGCUCUUGAAAAAGCAAUGUCAGAGAUAGCUAGUACAACUACAAAUGUCCCAUUGGUGAUUGGGAAUGAGAAAAUUAUGAAAAAUCUUGAUAAGAAACAAGUUAUGCCUUCAGAUCAUCAGAAAGUUAUUGCACGAUUUGCACAUGCUACUAUGGAACAAAUUAAGGAAGCAAUUGAAGUAGGACUAAAUGCCAAACAAAAAUGGGAACGAAAAUCAUUAAAAGAACGAGCAGAUGUUUUCUUGCAUGCAGCUGAUUUAUGUGCUGGAAAAUAUCGUAUGAAGCUCAAUGCUGCUACAAUGCUUGGACAGGGAAAAAAUAUUGUACAAGCAGAAAUUGAUUCAGCCUGUGAGCUGGUUGAUUUCUUCAGAUUUAAUGCCAAAUUUGCCUUGGAGCUGGAAAAAUAUCAACCGAUUUCGUUAAAAAAUGUCACUAAUACAAUGACUUUUAGGAGUCUCGAAGGAUUUAUUGCUGCUAUUGCGCCAUUUAAUUUCACAGCAAUUGGUGGCAAUUUAGCAACUGCACCAGCUAUGAUGGGUAAUGCUGUCUUAUGGAAACCAUCUUGUACUGCUGUGUUAAGUAAUUAUUUUAUUUACGAAGCUUUAGAGGAAGCUGGUCUUCCGGCUGGAGUUAUUUCAUUCCUACCAUCUGAUGGUCCUGUUUUUGGUAAUGCUAUCACUUCAUCUCCCCAUCUUUCUGCUAUCAAUUUCACCGGAUCAAUGCCAACAUUCAAGCAUUUAUGGAAGAGAGUUGCCGAAAAUCUGGAUACUUACAUUUCAUUUCCAAGACUGAUUGGAGAGUGUGGCGGUAAGAAUUUCCAUUUCAUUCAUCCAUCAGCUGAUUUGGACACUGUGGCACCAUGUACAAUUCGUUCUGCAUAUGAAUAUCAAGGACAAAAGUGUAGUGCUUGUUCACGAAUUUAUGUACCUGAAAGUUUAUGGCCUGCUUUGCAAUCAAAACUUGAUGCUAUACAAAAACAGCUCAAAGUUGGCGAUGUACGUGAUGGUUCGAUCUUUAUGACAGCAGUUAUUGAUGCAAAAGCUUUCAAAUCAAUCAGAUCAUAUAUUGAUUAUGCUAAAACAGGUGCGGAUGGAGCUAAGAUCAUUUUUGGUGGAACUUAUGACGACACUAAGGGAUAUUUCAUUCAACCAACUCUUGUGCAAGUUGAUAAGUGGGACUCCAAAUUACUGAGAGAGGAAAUUUUUGGACCUGUAUUAACAGCAUAUGUGUAUAAAGACAAUGAAGCAUUGGAGAUUGUAAGCAAAUUAAAAGAUUCAACAGUAUUUGGUCUUACUGGAGCUGUAUUUUCGGAGGAUAGAGAAUUUCUAUACAAAUCUCGUGACAUACUUCGACAUGCUGUCGGAAAUAUGUAUCUAAAUGAUAAAUCAACUGGUUCUGUAGUUGGGCAGCAACCUUUCGGUGGAGCACGGAUGAGCGGAACAAACGAUAAAGCUGGUGGACCGCAUUAUGUCUUACGGUGGGUAUCUCCGCUAUGUAUCAAAGAAACAUCGGUUCCUCAAACGGAAUGGAGAUAUCCAUCAAUGGAUUGA
Molecule: messenger RNA, 1713 nt
Organism: Brugia malayi
Lineage: Eukaryota; Metazoa; Nematoda; Chromadorea; Rhabditida; Onchocercidae
Gene: Bma-alh-6
Product: Delta-1-pyrroline-5-carboxylate dehydrogenase, mitochondrial precursor, putative
Exons: 12
Coding region: 1-1713 (570 amino acids)
Cellular component (GO): mitochondrial matrix
Molecular function (GO): L-glutamate gamma-semialdehyde dehydrogenase (NAD+) activity
Source: RefSeq, a predicted model, not a curated record